Molecule: messenger RNA, 390 nt
Organism: Chaetura pelagica (chimney swift)
Lineage: Eukaryota; Metazoa; Chordata; Aves; Apodiformes; Apodidae
Gene: IFT20
Product: intraflagellar transport 20
Exons: 4
Coding region: 1-390 (129 amino acids)
Biological process (GO): protein localization to cilium; centrosome localization; intraciliary transport
Cellular component (GO): cilium; Golgi apparatus; intraciliary transport particle B
Source: RefSeq, a predicted model, not a curated record
AUGACGACCCUGCAGAGCGUGGGCUUGGCGGGCCCCGCCGUGGUGGGGCCGUCAGGAGGCGGCAGGCGAGGGCGGCCUGGCCAGGGCGCUCAUUCCCACCGGGGCCUGGAAGAGACCGAAAUAGUAGAAUUUCAAAAGAUAGUGGGCAGCUUAAUUGAACUUGUUGAUCAACUGGCAAAAGCUGCAGAAACUGAGAAGAUGAAGGCCAUCGGGGCGCGGAACCUGCUCAAGUCCAUAGCCAAGCAGAGGGAAGCUCAGGAGCAGCAGCUCCAGGCUCUGAUAGCUGAGAAGAAGAUGCAGCUGGAAAGGUACCGGGUCGAGUACGAGACGCUGUGUAAAACUGAAGCAGACCAGAACGAGUUCAUUGACCAAUUCAUUUUUCAAAAAUAG